Messenger RNA from Telopea speciosissima, 742 nucleotides. RefSeq names its product probable phospholipase A2 homolog 1. The record is from RefSeq and is a predicted model, not a curated record. Lineage: Eukaryota; Viridiplantae; Streptophyta; Magnoliopsida; Proteales; Proteaceae. Gene Ontology annotation, biological process: pollen tube growth; phospholipid metabolic process; pollen development. Gene Ontology annotation, molecular function: A2-type glycerophospholipase activity; calcium ion binding. Bases 60 to 497 code for a protein of 145 amino acids. The transcript has 4 exons.
CGAGAAGGGAGAAAAAAGAGAACAGAAAAACCAGCGGCCGAGGAGGCAGCGAGGGAGAAAUGCUUCGACCACAUCUUCCCAAGUGGCCGCGUUAUGUUGUCACUAUAGCACUCAUUUUCGCGCUCCUUGUCGUCGCUGAUUGCUCUCCCAAUCCCCAGGUCCAAUGCAGCAAAACCUGUGUCGCCGAAAACUGUAAUUCUGUUGGGAUUCGUUACGGGAAAUAUUGUGGAGUAGGAUGGAGUGGUUGUCCCGGAGAAAAGCCAUGUGAUGACCUCGAUGCCUGUUGUAAGAUUCACGAUGAAUGCGUCGAGAAAAAAGGCAUGAUGAGUGUGAAGUGCCAUGAGAAGUUCAAGAGUUGCAUUAAGAAGGUACAGAAAUCUGGAAAGAUAGGUUUCUCACGUGAUUGCCCUGUUGGCGUAGCUGUCCCUACAAUGAUCCAAGGAAUGGAUAUGGCAAUAUUAUUCAGCCAGUUCGGUAAUUCAAAGCUUGAACUCUGACUUGGUAAAACAGUUCUGGAAAGUGAUAUUCCUUCAUAGUCCUAAAUUGCAUCCUAUGAAUCAGAGAUAGGAGGAAAAGAGAGAUUCAGUUGUUACUGUUUCUAUUGAUUUAUAAUGACAGUGACAAUGAUGAUGAUUGCAUGGUGAACAACAGUCCAUUACGAUUAUUGUAGUUGCGGCAUAUAAGUACUCUGAGGAUUUUUUAUGUGGAGCUUUUCAUAAGUCACCAUUUUUUCAUUUAUUUA